UAGCUCAAGCAGUGGUCACAUCCCGUUUCCCAUGUCCAAGGCUCGCGCUAGGUCAGAGGCAGCGUAAGUCCUUCAUAACAUCAUUCAUCUCCGUAUUAACACCCUUCAUCACAUUAUCAAAGCGUAACUUGUAUCUCAUCAUCUGACCGACUGCUGUCUUGGUGAUGUACAGCAUUUUGGGCAUAGACUGGGGCAGCACCGCGAUACGUGCAACCAUUUGCGUCCGCAAGACUAAGGAGCUGCAUCCGAUAUGGAACCACGGCGCGGUUCCCGGACAUGACAUCCGCUAUCAGACCGGCGCCUUCAACUCGACUCUCUACGUCGAUGACCGCGGCGGCAUAGUGUACACUGGCGAGGUGUACAACCAAAGCUGCUCACCCAUCCCCUCAAAAUGGUUCCUCUGCGAGGAUCGCGAGACCGGAAACCCGCUCCUCGAUGGCCUCUUGGCAAAGUUCAGGGGUAUGGAGAAGAGGAUUCGUAGGGCCCUGGAAGCCAUCGUCAGGACCGUCUUUCAGGAGGUAACAAAGUUCUGCACCGAUCGCUCGCUCUACAUUGACGAGGUCGGCCUGUCGUAUCCCGCGCACUGGACGCCACAGGAGCUGUCCAACUACGAGAACCUAAUCGCCGCCGUCAUGAUGGAGUCUAGUACGUUUGAAAGCGCACACGGUCACAUCAAGCUUCACGUAGAGAGUCUGGCAUCGGCUCACUUUCUCUUCUCGAGCCCGCGCCACAUGAAGCAAAUACUCACUAAAGUGGAUGAACCUUGUCACUUAGUUUUUCUUGAUUUUGGGGGACACACGAUGAAUGGAUGCAUGUUCAGCGCAGUACGACGGAAUGGCGAUGAGUUGAAUUAUUUCCAAGUCGGAGAACCCUUCACCGCUCAUGGCGGUACACAGCUAUGGGAGAAAAGAGUUGAUGAUUUUGCAACAAAUUACGUCGAAAAGUCACUCAAAUCGACUUUACUACCAAGUCAACGGGCAGACAUCUUAGAGAUGUUCCACCUCAAGAUCAAGAGGCUCCAGACAGGCUUAUUCGCGAGCAUGGUCUUGCACGCGGAAGAUCAGACCAACCACAGUAGUAUCUCAGUACACCUACGCGCGACUGAUGCCAGACAAUGCUUUAUUGACGGGCUAGAGGCACCUCUCAGACUCGCCAGAAAGAAGAUUGACGCUGCUGUCGCUCUGGGUUCCAACGUUAAGAUCGUUCUGUCCGGCGGCAGUGGCAAGAAUAGUCUGGUGCAGGCUAACCUUCAGCAAGCCUGUACUCAACUCAAAAUUGACGAGCCCUUCCUCUUUUACGAGGCGGUGGGCGAGAAAGACUCUUUCAACAUCAGCAAAGGUGCUGCACUUGCGGCAGUCGAUAAUUUAACGGUGCAAGAAUUCAUUGACAGGGGCGCCGCUUUCGGUUUCCAAAUAGGUCGCCCGGAGAAGGGCGUCAAUAGCAGCUUCAUAAGCUGGGAGAGCGCGGCUACUCUUGCUCUCGAUUCUGUAAGAUUCCCUCGAACUCUAGCUCCCUAGCUCGUCGUGUCGUCAACCAGAAACUGCGUUGGUGGAUGCCAGUCAUCCUAUUACUGACAAAUGCUGAACUUGGUAGGACGGUUUCCACUACUUUAGAAAGCGCUACGGCGGGAGCACGAGGCUCAAGAUCGUCUGCGAUCCUCUGCUGCAAGCCUCAGCGAAAUGG
Colletotrichum godetiae is the source of this 1683-nucleotide messenger RNA. RefSeq lists its product as uncharacterized. The record is from RefSeq and is a predicted model, not a curated record. Bases 165 to 1517 code for a protein of 450 amino acids. Lineage: Eukaryota; Fungi; Ascomycota; Sordariomycetes; Glomerellales; Glomerellaceae. The transcript has 4 exons.